Molecule: messenger RNA, 1239 nt
Organism: Phytomonas sp. EM1
Lineage: Eukaryota; Euglenozoa; Kinetoplastea; Trypanosomatida; Trypanosomatidae
Source: the annotation of a GenBank genome assembly
AUGGAAUCCCUUCCCUUGCUCAAUCUACCCGAUGGCAUCAGCAUCUGGACCGCACGUGACCUGGAUGAUGUUAAGCGACGCAGCCUGAAGGGUAAUCCUGAGGAUGAUGAGUUCAAGCAUAAUCUCUUUAGCACUAUCAAUAUUCUUGGCGCAUGCAGCCAAUUCUCGCAAGGUUUAGUUGUACCGCUUACCACUGUCUCUCGUCUAUACGAGAAUAGUUCUUAUACUCUUUAUUUACUUACUUACGAGGGCCGGGGUGUGGGGAUACUCAAAGUUGGGUUAAAGAACCUUUUCCUAACGCAUCCAGUAACCUAUCAGAUGGUAGAAGUCGAACCGAUGUGUGUAUUAGACUUUUUUGUCGAUGAAUCCUACCAGCGGCGUGGGUUUGGCGAGCGUCUGUUUAGGGCGAUGCUUGAGAGAGAGCGUUUAGAUCCUUGGCGUCUGGCCAUCGACCGGCCAGGGCCAAAAAUUUUAAGUUUCUUACAAAAACACUAUGGUCUUAAGACUUACAUGCAACAAGCAAAUAAUUAUGUAGUCUUUGACCGUUUUUUCGAUGGAACCUACGUGACGGAAAGGGGCAUGCUGAAGUGGGGCACCCCCCCCGCUUCUUAUCCAGAUUCGAUGUAUAGUUCAACACUGGCAUAUGGUUCGCGAAAAAACUACCACCCGAGUGCGCACACGCCCUUCGAUCUCGAGGGCGAUAGUAUUGCACGCAGGCGCAGCAUUACCGGCAGCAGCGCACUCGGGGCAAUUGAUCCGUAUAACGGACUGCCGACUACAAACGCCACGUAUGGUUCUUCAGGUAUGCAUAACGCGUCCUUCUACCAGUGGGGUUCUUUCCUUGGACGAUCACCAGCAAGUCGUCCGGUCACCUCAUCGUUCCUUCCGCCCCCUACACUCUCGAGGCUGAGUCUCGGGCCCCUCCUCCCUUCCCCCGCGGUGGCGCCGAUGAUGGUCCCUCUCACUGCGCAUUCCUCGCGCCUUAGCUGCCGGAGCUCUUCUUCAGGAAGCAGCAAUCGAACUCUCGCCUUGGAGGGCGCGGGCCUGGGGGAUUUGUCGCAUCGCAGGGUGUCCUCGCGGGAGUGGGAUCUCGACGACGGCCUCGUUGGGGACUUCUGCCGCCGACAAAGCGGCCUGGAUGGACGCUGGGCGGGCCCCCUGACGGCCAUCUCCAGUGGCAGGCACACCCCUACCGAGAGUUGUGUGGAGUACAAUAUUAUCAAUGGAAUUCCCCUGUAG